This is a messenger RNA of Trichobilharzia szidati, 2342 nucleotides long. NCBI's taxonomy places the organism in Eukaryota, Metazoa, Platyhelminthes, Trematoda, Strigeidida, Schistosomatidae. The record is from the annotation of a GenBank genome assembly.
UAGACAUUAAAAGCUAACGGUAGUUGUGGGAUAGAUGAUAUACCAUCUGUCAUAUACAAAAACGGUGGCACGGAUAUGGUAGUACUAUUACUGAGAAUAUUCACCCUCUCACUAGUGACUGUGACCUACCCUAAAAUUCCGAAAAACAUAUAUAUAUAUAUAUACUGCCUAAGCACAAAGCUGGAGCCAAAACUGGUGCAUGCAAUUAUAGGCCUAUCAGUAUAACACCUGUCAUAUCAAGGAUCAUGGAGAAAGUAAUCAAAGAACAAAUGUCAGAUUACUUUCUAAAACACAAACUCGUCAACCAAUCACAACACGGAUUCCUGAAGAAAAUAUCACGUGCAACUUGUCAUUUAGAAUUUUUCGAUGAAAUCGCCUACAGAAGUGAUAUGAGAGAACUAGUAAUUAUCCUCUAUUUCGAUAUCAGGAAAGCCUUCGACAGAGUUCCACGUGUUCUGCUAGUCAGCAGGUUAUGCUCAGUAGGGAUAUGCAAACCCCUCCACAACUGAAUAAAAUCAUUUCUCAGUGACAGAAAUCAGACAACAAAAAUUGGCUCGAUGACCUUCAGGCCUAGGCCGAUUAGCAGUGGUGUCAUCCAGGGGAAUGUACUGGGACCCCUUCUUUUCACUAUAUACAUAGACAGUAUAUGUGAGUGGUUUAGUAUGGGCAAGCCAAUACUGUAUGCAGAUGACUUUAAGGUGAAAUAUACCUGCACAAAUACAGAUAUCGGUACAACUAUGAACUCCAUACAUGAAGAAUUAAGAAAAAUGGAUAUAUGGUGUGACACCUGGAGACUUGAGUUUAAUGUCGAAAAGUGUGGCUGGCUCUGCAUAGGCUGUCUCAACCUAGAACUCGACCUAGCAAUUCAGGGCCACAAAAUCCCUAGACUCAAAUCUGUGCUAGACCUAGGACUGACAUAUUCACACAAUCUAUCAUUUUCUGAACAUAUCUCGAAACAAGUAUCGAAAUCACGCAGGCUUAUUGGUUUCCUACUCAGGAACUUCUACAGUAGUGAAUCCAGAAUACUACUGUACAAGGUUUGUGUGCGCCCACUCCUAGACUAUUGUUCAUUCAUAUUUAGUAGUAUACGCAUAGAAGACAAACUAAAAGUAGGAGUACAGAGGUACUUCACGCUAAAAGUACUCGUAACCGAAAACAGCACAAACUACUCUACAAGAUGUCAAAUUCUAGGACUAGAAACAUUAUGGUUAAGACGACUGCGACUAAAUCUGGUACUCUUCUAUAAGCUUCUUAACCACAUAGUGUAUAACCCUACUAAUUGUACUCAGUUUUCAGAAGACACUAGAUGUAACCUUAGACACACUCAAGGUACGGUGGCUAUAGAACAAUGUAAAACAGCCUCCAGGCAAAAGUUUUUCAUGAUUAAGUAUGCCCAAAUAUGGAACAAACUACCUGAGGAAAUGCGACUAGCAAGCUCACCGAUGUCCUUUGAAAAAGCUCUUAAUGACACACUAAGUGAGUUUGCAAGUGAUACCAGUGCUAAUUCCCAUGUAAGAGCUUCAGAAAUUAUAGGCCCAUUUAAUGUAUGAACUCAGAGACUAUACCUGUUGUUUCUUUCGCCUUUAUCUAUAAUUUCAGACAAAAAUGCGGCAGUCAUGAAAAUAACACCCAUACAAAUAAGAGUCGAUCGAAUUAUGCCUACCUGAUACAAAGCGUGAACCAUAACCAACAUACGAAUGAAAUAUGAGAAAACAAGGUCGAGACUUACCACAACAUCACAUGGAAGAAUAUAAGUUACUUGGACAUCAUUUAUAAUCCACCAACUGGUCUCCUUUCCAAAAGGAAUACGGCGAUAUUUUAUCACAGCAGUGGGGAAAUACACAAAUCCACAGUUCCUGUUGUAUACACUCAGUGGAGGUAGCAGCCAACAAAGUAAUGCAUUUAAAGCAUAUGCAUACUUCCCAUCAUCACGGAGACACUGCGGAAUGUCAAAAUCGCAGCGUAAUCAAACCCAACACCCGAUGUAAUUAACUAAAUCCGAAAUGCAAACAAGUUGUAGUACAUAUUUGAAUAUUUAUCCAUAUGACGAUAAUAGUGACAAAUCCAAAUCACUACCUAAACAGUGCCAAUAAAUCUGGAUAUCUAUGAUAUAACGAAAACAUCCUGACAGCUGCAAUUCAGAUCUCACUGACUCAUUUGGUGGUAAAAUUCUGCUCCUGCAUGUCUCUUUCGACAUUUUCGUAUGGAUUGGUUCGCAGUUACUCUGGUUCCAAACCGAAAAGAAUCAAAAAUUCACUGGUUGCUGAAUUACUAAUACUUUUCUGCGUGUUUAAAUGGAUACUAACUGCUGUGGUGAGCCUCUUGCAGAUUACAUUGCUUAA